Messenger RNA from Ostrinia nubilalis (European corn borer), 356 nucleotides. RefSeq names its product ecdysone oxidase-like. Bases 5 to 337 code for a protein of 110 amino acids. Gene Ontology annotation, molecular function: oxidoreductase activity; flavin adenine dinucleotide binding. The record is from RefSeq and is a predicted model, not a curated record. Lineage: Eukaryota; Metazoa; Arthropoda; Insecta; Lepidoptera; Crambidae. The transcript is spliced from 3 exons.
CACCAUGGACGUAGCUAGCACAUUAUCAAAUUUUGUAAAUUUGCAAAAUGCUUUUAGUGUGAUAUCACUGCUUAAUUUAACGGCUUUCCGAUACCCUGAACAAGCACAAGUUAAAGAUGGGGCUGUGUUCGACUUCAUCGUGGUGGGCGCGGGCUCGGCGGGCUGCGUGCUGGCCAACAGGCUCAGCGAGGACCCGAGGGUGACGGUGCUGCUGGUGGAAGCUGGCGGGGACCCGCCUGUAGAGUCCAAUCUCCCGGCUUUAUACACCUAUGGAUUUAGAUCUCAAAAUGAUUGGAACUACACUUCUACUAACAAACCAUGCUCUGAAUAUAGUUAAAUGUCACAUCAAUAACGUG